AUGAAAGUUUUCGGAUUAAUUAUUCCCCUAAUAAUUAGGACCUCUCAGUGUCACAGUAAUUUUACUAUGUAUACAUCUUUGGAAAAGGAACAUGAUUUAGCACAAGUGGUAGUAGUAUAUUUACUAAAUAACAGAAUACUAGCGGAGGAAAAAGAAACAAAACUUAAAGAAUUAAAGACUGACAUAUUAUCAUGUAAAGAGAAAAAGGAUAAGUCGAAAAAUGUAAAAGUCAUAAUUUCCAAAAUUGUGAAUUCAUCUGAAAAGACGUUGAAUAACGAAAUGCAAAACGAUGACUCGUCUAAGAAAAAUACCAAAAAUAGAAUUGUUGAAUUUUUUAAGUAUGUAGAUAGAUAUUUUGAAAAACUAAUAUUUAAUGUACUAUAUUCUAUAAGUUCAGAUGAAGAAGUUGAUUACGAAAAAUAUAAUGAUGAAUUAAAAGAGAGAAUGAAAGAAUAUUUGUUCCUUUUUGAACCUCCUGCAAUGGCAAUGAUUGGAAUUCUUUUUAUAAAUCAGGAAACAUCGUGGCUUUCUAUUAUAUUACUUCUUAUAUCAUCUAUGUUAAUUAUUUACUGUAUUGCAAAAAUUUUAAAAUAUGACAGACUACAUAAAAAUUUGUUUACGUUACAAAAUAUUUUAAAAGAAAUUUCAAGGAUUAAAAACGUCCCGAGUAAUAUUGUAUUAAGAAUUAACGAAAUGGUGAAAAAACUUACCUUUAAAUGGAAAAGGAAGAACUAUAUAUUUUUUAGUGCAUCAAGGUAG
Plasmodium malariae is the source of this 759-nucleotide messenger RNA. Its product is annotated as Plasmodium exported protein, unknown function. Bases 1 to 759 code for a protein of 252 amino acids. Lineage: Eukaryota; Apicomplexa; Aconoidasida; Haemosporida; Plasmodiidae. The transcript is spliced from 2 exons. The record is from RefSeq and is a predicted model, not a curated record.